This is a messenger RNA of Fopius arisanus, 2672 nucleotides long. Its product is annotated as neprilysin-1. Gene Ontology annotation, biological process: protein processing. Gene Ontology annotation, cellular component: plasma membrane. The transcript is spliced from 16 exons. The coding region runs from base 86 to 2452 and encodes 788 amino acids. NCBI's taxonomy places the organism in Eukaryota, Metazoa, Arthropoda, Insecta, Hymenoptera, Braconidae. The record is from RefSeq and is a predicted model, not a curated record. Gene Ontology annotation, molecular function: metalloendopeptidase activity.
CCUUCCGGUCCCACAGUUACUUAAGGCAAAAAUUCUCUGCGCAAAUUGUUAAUUAGUUGAAGUCCCUUGACCAUUCCAUAUUCCAAUGGCGGGAGUGAAGGAAUUAUUGAUAGUCCUGGCGAUUUUGUCAUCAGUUUCAUCAAGACAUCGCCGGAAAUUUCCAAGGCCAUGGCUGGAAGAUCCAGAAGAGAACGAAAUUCCUGGAGCCUCAGGAGGUGAAGUCUGCGACUCAAACGAUUGCCGACAGAUCUCAUCUCUAUUUUCGGAGAGCAUGAACCUUUCUGCUGAUCCUUGCAAGAACUUCUAUGAAUUCUCCUGCGGAAAUUGGGUUGCGAAAAAAAAAAUUCCACCGUAUGAACCCAGUUGGAGUCACUACAGAGUUUUUUAUUACACUCUCCAGCAGCGGAUCCGAGAUACACUGCAGUCAGAGCCUAGUCCAGAGGAUAUUCUUCCGGUUCGACAAGCAAAAAAAUGGUUUAGAUCUUGCAUGGAUUCAGAGACUCGGGAGGCGAGAGGAAUACGACCUCUGGAAUCCAUCAUCAUGCAAAAUGGGGGAUGGCCAAUGAUCAUGGAUGCUGAGGAAUGGAAUGACGAUGAUCUUUCCUGGCAAGAAAUAGAGGCGAAUUACGCGCGUUUGAUGGGAGAAUUCACUUUUUACGACAUAAUACCGUCCAGACAAAUGAGGGAUGAUGAUUCCCAAGGGAAAAUCCUAAUUGCAACUCCUGAUAUACCACUGAUGAAAAAUAUCCCCGUAGAAAACCGGAAUUAUACAGCAGGCGCUAUUUAUGAACAAACCCUUCGAAGUGUCGUGCAAUUGUUCAUCGAUCACACGAAAGCUGACGUUUCAGAGGAGCAGUUGGAAAAUGACAUCACCAAUCUCUUAAAAUUCGAGAAGUCAAUCUCUGAGGCAUUCAAGGGUAAACCCUGGAAAUCAAAAGACACGGCGGGUGAGGAGGAUCUAGAUGAUGACUCUUCCCUCGAUUCUCUUGUCGAAUGGUGGAAUGCAAGAGCUAAAUCAAUGAAAGAACCCGAAGCUCAGAUCGACUGGAGAAGUGUUAUUCAACAAUUCUUUGAUAUCACUAAUACGAAAAUUAAUGGCGACGUAACAAUUUCGAUAAGUGAAAAACGAUAUUUCCUUUUGCUGCGGAGAAUAUUACGAUCCACGGAUAAAAGAACAAUAGUUAACUACAUCCACUGGAAAUUCGUGAGUCGCUACAUGGGGUACACAACAAAAAAACUAGAGGAAAUAAUUUUCAAUUUGGCUAAAAAUGAAAUCGGAAUUACUGCAAGGCCUCCAAAAUGGUUCGAGUGUGUGGAGAAAAUGGAAAUGACGAACGCAGCAGCAUAUGCUUUUGUGAAUAAAUAUUAUCAAGAGAAAACGGCAAAAGCUGCAACCGAAAUGAUGAAAAAUAUAAAAGCAGAGCUGAAGCAUCAAAUAAAGAGCGCGGAAUGGUUGACUCCAGAGGCAAGAGAAUCUGCACUAGAAAAACUCGAGAAUAUGAAGACUCUGAUGGGAUUUCCGGAUUGGUACAAAAAUACAACAGCUGUUGUUAAUUACUACAAGGGGCUGACAAUCGGCAAUGAGCUCUUAGACAACGUUUUGAGCUACGACAGGUACGAGAAAAAAUUGGCGAUCCGCAAAUUUCUAGGGUAUAAAGAUCCAGACACCUGGCAUCUAAAUGCCCUCGCCCUCAACGCUGUGUACCGAUUUGAUAUAAAUACUUUGGAUGUACCGGCAGCUGAUUUUCAACCUCCGAUUUUCGGUCACAACGUACCCGAUUACGUGAAUUACGGGAUUGCUGGAGGUGUUGUUGGACACGAGAUGGGUCACGGUUUUGACGACACGGGAGUCAAGAAGGCAGCGAAUGCCAAAGAGCCGCUGCUAGAUGAAGCGAUGUUGAAGAUGUACUUCCAGAGAGCUCAAUGCAUCGUCGAUCAGUACGAUAACUAUUACAAAGGGCAGACACUCCCUCCGGUGGUGCAAUUUCAUUUAAAAAGGGAAAAUAAACUUUUAUCAGGGGAACCUUCAAUGAGUUGGCUGACCCUAGGUGAAAAUAUAGCAGACAUCACAGGUCUUCAAUCUGUCGUUAAUGCCUACAAGAAAAUGAGAAUGAUUAAAAAACCAAAUGGAGAGCUUAAACUCCCUGGGUUUGAAAAAUUCACUGACGAGCAGAUGUUCUUCAUAUCUCUUGGAGGGACAUAUUGCGACGUAUCAACUCCGCAAUUCGACAAACUGAAGGCAGAGGCUUUCGAUACCCAUAGUCCAGCGGAAUUCCGAGUGAUCGGAAGUGUCUCUAAUACUCAGGAAUUCGCAAAUGUCUUCAAUUGCCCCAAAGGAAGUCCCAUGAAUCCUGAAAAUAAAUGCACCAUUUGGCUGAAGCCUGGAGUUGCGCCAAAACUGAAAUCAAAACGUUCCUCGAGACAUCAUUGGUUUGACAACAGGAACUUCUGAAUAUUUCCCAGACUGUAAAAAAAUCAACGCCCAAAAAUUCGGAAUGAAUUCCUGAAUUCUGUCUGAUUAUCCCAUAAAAAUUGAAUGAAUUCAUAGAAAUUUCAGUCAAUAGUAAAUUUGAGAAUUGUUUCUGAAUUCUAUCGAUUGACAUUUUUUCUAAACCUAUCAUAAUCACGAGAUAUAAUAAAUACUACCGACUAAAUAAACACUUGAUUGAGCA